GAAGUUCAGUCGCAUUGCGCCGGCGCCUCAGUACGACCGCGUUUAAUUAAAGAUUCAAAAUGGCGGCCCGGCCCAUUCUUACCACCAGUUUGUCGACUUUCUCGAGGCGCGCCUACAGCUCCAAAGCGGACAAAAAUGUGGCGUUCCUUGGACUCGGGAACAUGGGAGGUUUUAUGGCCGCAAAUUUGGUCAAAAAGGGCUUCAAUGUGACUGGCUACGACCCUUCAAAGGAGACGCUAACAGCGGCAGAAAAGAACGGCAUUAAAAGAGCCAACUCUAUCGCCGCGGCUGUUGAGAGCGCCAACGCGGUCGUCUCCAUCUUGCCAAGCAAUAAAGUGGUACUGGAUGCUUACCUUGGCAAAGAUGGUGUUAUCAAACAUGCCCAAAAAGGCGCGCUGCUAAUCGACUCAAGCACAGUGGACCCGAACGUGCCAAAAGAAAUCUUCCCUAUCGCCAUCGAAAAUGGCGUAGGCUUCAUUGAUGCCCCGGUCUCAGGAGGUGUGAUGGGCGCCCAGAACGCCACCCUGGCCUUCAUGUCCGGCGGCCGCAAGGGUGACUUCGACCGCUCCCUGCCCCUUCUCCAGGCAAUGGGUGCCAAGCAGUUCCACUGCGGAGACGUCGGCGCUGGCCAGGUGGCCAAGCUAGCCAAUAACAUGCUCAUGGGCAUCACCGGCAUGGCCACUGCCGAGUGCAUGAACAUGGGUAUCAAAAUGGGUCUGGACCCCAAGGUCCUGUUGGAUGUCCUGAACAACUCCUCCGCGCGAUCAUGGUCCACUGAAGUAUACUGCCCCGUACCUGGUCUAGUGCCCACAGCUCCAUCUAGCAGAAACUAUGAUGGAGGCUUCAAGAAUGAGCUCAUGGUUAAGGAUCUGGAGCUGGCUAGCGGCAUGGCCCUUGGCAUCAGAUCACCCAUCCCCCUGGGCGCGGUAGCCACCCAGCUGUACCGCAUCGUGCAAUCCCGUGGCUACGGACAGAAGGACUUCUCUUACGUAUACCAGCUGCUCAAGGAAGAAAAGAAGUAGAAUAAAGUGGUUUAAGAUU
Molecule: messenger RNA, 1041 nt
Organism: Cydia strobilella
Lineage: Eukaryota; Metazoa; Arthropoda; Insecta; Lepidoptera; Tortricidae
Gene: hibadh
Product: probable 3-hydroxyisobutyrate dehydrogenase, mitochondrial
Exons: 6
Coding region: 60-1022 (320 amino acids)
Biological process (GO): L-valine catabolic process
Cellular component (GO): mitochondrion
Molecular function (GO): NAD binding; 3-hydroxyisobutyrate dehydrogenase activity; NADP binding
Source: RefSeq, a predicted model, not a curated record